UCUGCUCUCUCAGUCUGGGGAUCGGCCGUUGAUUGCUCGGUCUGAGCUCGUCACACAGCGCGAGCGGCAAACUUCGAACUGAGAGAAGUGGGCGGGGCUCCGGGGCCCUAACAGCUGCGCAUCACAAUGGCUGCUAUUAAAGGGGAUGAUGAACAGAGUCUAAACCUGUACAUACAGGACUUCCGCACAAAAUUCAUCACGCUAAACGAAGAGUCCAUGAAUCAAGGAGUAAAGGACAUGUACAAGGACUCCAUGAGAAAAUUAACAGAAGUCUGGUCCAGGAAAUAUAGAGAUGGAGAACAAAUGAUUGAAAAGGUGGAGGAAUUGAGAAAUGAAAUCAGUUUGCAGAAUAAACGCGUUGAAGAGAAGCAAGAGCAAUUAUUACAAGAAAUUGCAAAAAUAAAGGAGAAUGAAAAUGCAAAUGUAGAACUGGCUAAACACCUCCAGGAGUUAAAGGAGGAAUUAAAUCGAAAAAGAGAGCUUGCUUUAACGAACAAAAAGGCAAAUAAGGACCGACUAAAGGAACUUCAGAAAUCUGCAGCUUUAUUUACAAACCGCCUUGGCCUGGAGAUCCGUAAACUUAGAGGGGAUAAGUUACAGUUUGUAUUCCGUUGCAUUAACCCCAAAGACCUAGAACAGCCAUAUUCCUGCAUCAUUUCCUUUAAUGAAGAUGGGGAGUAUGAAGUUGCAGGCUUUGAUCCACCAGUGGAAUGUGGAGCUGAACUUCAACAGAAAGUACGGGAAACUAAGAACUUCUCUGCUUUACUCGGCAACCUGCGAAAAGCCUUUGCUGCAUUAGGUUCUCAAGCAAAAUGAGUGGAAAUGAACACUAGAAUAUAAACCAAUUGUGUACCUGGAUGUAAGCUUUAUUUUUUUUUUUACUAAACCUUCUGUCACGGAUAUGGUUCCUAAACAAGGACUUGUUUUUAACCCCUUAGGUCGUUUUGUACUGGUAAGUCUAGUUUGGUGCACAUGGCCUUGUUAGUUAUGUUCACUAAAGACUGGAGACCACAGUGGUUAUUCUCUGUUCACUCUGACCUGAGCCUUAUUUUCCUGUUCUAGCCAUGCUUUCUUUUUUUUUUCGUUCUUUAAUACGUGUAUAAAAUAGUUUGGCAGUGAUCUAGAAAGCUAGGUGAGGAUUACGAUUGGCUGGUUGAGUCAUUCUCCUGGUAGUAAGAGCACCUUAUAGAGAGUGUGGGGAUUGCAUGGAACACAAAUUAAUACGUUGACAAAUCCUGGUUGCAGAAAGCUGUUACCUUUGCUUUUCAUUGAAUUGUGGUGGACAUGUACUUCCAGGGUCACUCCAUAAACUGCAAAACUGCAGCUAAAAUAGCUGAUCAGGGAAACUCUGUUACAGUCGCAUGUUGAGCAUUCCAGCAUGUUUUGUAAUUUUGCAGUUCAAUAGAUAACCUAUUUUUUAAUAUGUAUGAGAGAAGUAAGGAAGACAUGGUGAACAUUUGCUUAUGUUGACUUUGUUUUGAUGAAUUUUGCAGUUUGACUCGGAACCCGUUGACUGUUUCUGUAUUACAUUACCAUUAUUAAAAGAUAUUAAAAUAAACCACAGUGGAAGUUGUGCAC
This is a messenger RNA of Pelobates fuscus (common spadefoot toad), 1578 nucleotides long. It is a transcript of the gene SPC25, whose product is annotated as SPC25 component of NDC80 kinetochore complex. Gene Ontology annotation, biological process: chromosome segregation. Lineage: Eukaryota; Metazoa; Chordata; Amphibia; Anura; Pelobatidae. Bases 127 to 816 code for a protein of 229 amino acids. Gene Ontology annotation, cellular component: Ndc80 complex. The transcript is spliced from 7 exons. The record is from RefSeq and is a predicted model, not a curated record.